This is a messenger RNA of Carlito syrichta (Philippine tarsier), 5750 nucleotides long. Its product is annotated as rho guanine nucleotide exchange factor 12-like. The transcript is spliced from 12 exons. NCBI's taxonomy places the organism in Eukaryota, Metazoa, Chordata, Mammalia, Primates, Tarsiidae. Gene Ontology annotation, biological process: G protein-coupled receptor signaling pathway; Rho protein signal transduction. The record is from RefSeq and is a predicted model, not a curated record. The annotation marks the transcript as partial. Gene Ontology annotation, cellular component: cytoplasm. Gene Ontology annotation, molecular function: G protein-coupled receptor binding; guanyl-nucleotide exchange factor activity.
AAUGGCCAACGGAAAGGGAGAAGGUGAAGAAAGCUGCAGAUCACUGUCGGCAGAUCUUAAAUUACGUAAAUCAGGCUGUCAAGGAAGCAGAAAACAAGCAGCGCUUAGAGGAUUAUCAACGUCGCCUUGAUACCUCCAACCUGAAGUUGUCAGAAUACCCGAAUGUUGAAGAGCUCAGGAAUUUGGAUUUAACAAAAAGGAAGAUGAUUCAUGAGGGGCCAUUGGUUUGGAAGGUGAAUAGAGAUAAAACUAUUGAUCUAUACACAUUGUUGCUAGAAGACAUUCUUGUAUUGUUACAAAAGCAAGAUGAUAGACUGGUGUUAAGGUGUCAUAGUAAGAUUCUGGCAUCUACUGCUGACAGCAAACACACAUUUAGCCCUGUCAUUAAGUUGAAUACAGUAUUGGUUCGACAAGUGGCAACAGAUAACAAAGCUUUGUUCGUCAUCUCCAUGUCAGACAAUGGAGCCCAAAUUUAUGAACUGGUGGCACAGACAGUUUCUGAAAAGACUGUCUGGCAGGAUCUCAUCUGUCGGAUGGCAGCGUCGGUGAAGGAGCAGUCCACAAAGCCAAUUCCUUUACCACAGUCAACACCUGGCGAAGGAGAAAAUGAUGAAGAAGAUCCUCCAAAAUUAAAAGUGGAACAUCAUGGCAUUUCAGUCACUGGUCUGCAGAGUCCAGAGAGAGAUCUGGGAUUAGAAUCUUCCUUAAUAUCAUCAAAACCUCAGUCUCAUUCACUGAGUACCUCUGGGAAAUCAGAGGUAGGCGAUCUCUUUGUUGCUGAGAGACAGUUUUCAAAGGAGCAGCAUGCAGAUGGGACACUAAAGGAAGUUGGAGUAAGUUAUCAAAUCACAAUCCCAGAUCCUCACUUGCCUGUCUCAGAAGAACGGUGGGCAUUGGAUGCACUAAGAAAUUUGAGUUUGUUGAAGCAGUUGCUGGUACAACAGCUAGGUAUGACUGAGAAGAGCACUCAGGAAGACUGGCAACAUCUUCCAAGAUAUAGGACUGCCUCUCAGGGGGCACAGGCAGACAGUGGCACCCAGAACUCUGAAAAUAUUAAGGCCUGUAAUUCUGGUGAAGGACAGAUGCCCUUUAGAACUGGAACUGGUGACAUUACAACUUGUUACAGUCCACGGACUUCAGCUGAAUCUUCUGCUCCACGGGAUUCAGUGGUACUGGCAUCCCAAGAUAGCCAGGCAAGUAACAUUUUAGUAAUGGACCACAUGAUUAUGACCCCAGAGAUGCCUACCACAGAGCCAGAAGGGGGUCUUGAUGACAGUGGAGAGCACUUUUUUGAUGCCCGUGAAGCACAUAGUGAUGAUAAUCCAUCAGAAGGUGAUGGAGCAGUUAAAAAGGAAGAGAAGGAUGUUAAUUUACGCAUCUCAGGAAAUUAUUUGAUUCUUGAUGGCUAUGACACAGUGCAGGAGAGCUCCACAGAUGAGGAGGUUGCUUCCUCACUUACCCCGCAGCCCAUGGCAGGCAUUCCCACUCUGGACUCCACCCACCCGCAGCAACACUCUCCCCAAAAUGCUCAUUCUGAUGGAGCAGUUUCACCAUUCACCCCAGAAUUCCUGGUCCAGCAGCGCUGGGGAGCUGUGGAGGAUUCCUGUUUUGAGAUCCAGAGUCCCUCCUCUUGUGCAGAUUCACAGAGCCAAAUCAUGGAGUACAUUCAUAAGAUAGAGGCUGACCUCGAACACUUAAAGAAGGUGGAGGAAAGUUACAUCAUUCUUUGCCAAAGGCUGGCUGGAUCAGCCCUCACAGACAAGCACUCAGAUAAAAGUUAGAGCCGCGUGUCCUGGAGGUGACUGCAGGUUGUUGGAUUUGGAGCAUCGGCCUUGUCUCAUCACCUCCUGGCUCCAGUGUGGACGCAGAGAGAAUGUGUGACAGAGGAUCUGCCUGUGAACCACCUGGGGUUAGCCGUGUCCCAAGGUGCCCAGAGCGGGACUAGUUCUUCACAGUGUGGCAGCUGCACUAGUCUGUCAGUGAGGGAAUGUCUGGUCUCUCACUUUGCUCUCCUCAGUAUCAGAAAUGCAUUUUGAUUCAGAACAAAAACCAAAUGUAUAGAGCUUUGGGUGUAGGAUAUGAAAUUGUACUUAGACUUAAGAAAAAGAGAAAAUCAGAUGUAUUUAUUUGACUUCAUUCCAUAUUUGAAAGCACAUUUUAAUUUUUAUUUUGCCUUGUUUUGUUUUAAUUGAGUAGUGAGAGUUUUAGCCCUCUGUACUUAGUACACCCAAGGAUCAAUUACUCCUGAAGCAGAGAGGUCAGGAUGGGGUAUUGGGAGGUUGCAUUGAGAGGUGAAGAAGAGGAAAUGAAAAGGGGAAGGGAGGAGCAUCUUGUCUUCAUUCAGCUGUAUUCCAAGCCCUCUUGCUGUUCAGGAGGCUGCUUUUCUGAGGGUCACCUCAAAGGCAUAGUAUGUCCUGUGGCUCUUACAUGCAGAGGAUUUGAGCUGCGUGCUGCCCAGGUAGUCAGAGAGUAGGCGGCCUUCCUCCCACCCUGAGACACGCACCUCUUUUCUGUAGCUGGGAUCAACCCCAAUUAACAGGAAUCCUCAAUGUACUAAUAGCAGACACUUGAAAAUGGGUGUGUUUUCUUCUGUUGCCAUCUUUUCCGUUGAGGGUUGGGAUUUGGGAGGGAAAGGAAAGCAAAUUUUAUUUUCUUGACUAUAAAUUUGUUAUUCUUGGUAUUGUUUCAUUUUUAUGAUUAUACAUUAGACAUUGGCACUUGCAUAAAACUAUCCCUGCAGAUUGAGCAGGAAGUAAAAACAGGAAAUGUUUCGGAUGGUGGCAAGGGUGGGGGUUGCUGAGGAAGGGUGGGAUGGGAGUGGGAGAGUUUGGAAAGGUUGUUUAACUGAAUCACUACUGAGUUGAACCAUGGCUAUCAUUUGCCACGGGUACUGCUGAUUAUAAGGCCAGUAAAAUUUUAGUACCUGGAGGUUUGACUCUCAUUUUUUGCACUGAUGGUGCCAAAGGGCUCUGAGUCAAAAGGAGAGCCAAGGGUGGAGUGGAGAAAGAUAGGGCAGAGGCAGAACUGCUCACACCAGCUCCAGAAACACUUCCUCUGACUUCACUGCUGCAGCUCUUCCCAUACUGGGCCAUGACUGACCUUAGAAAUUGCAGACCAGAACAUACACUGGAUACUGCAGGCAAGGUGUUGGUAACUGCCUGCUCUAGAGUGAAUAGAAGUAUUGGCAGCACCCUACAGAAGAUGAAUGUUUCAGAAUUGUAACUUGAGGACUCCUUUGGUUAUAUUGGCUUUCUGUGGUUUUCUUUGUGCAUUAGUAUAUAUGUUUUGAAGUAUUUUUGCCAACUAAAAUCAAAUCUGUAAAUUCUGUUAAUAAACAAGGAGUUCAUCCAUUGCUCACUUUCAGUAGUGCCCUCUGAACUCUGUGAGUUGUCAGGAUGUAAUUUUAUACUUCCCUGCAGUUAAAGAAAAAAGAGUUUUUCUCACCACCACAAAUGAUAAGGAUGCCCAUCUACUUUUAUAAAUACCACUACAACUUAACAAGCUCUUUUAUCUAUAUCUAGAUUCCUGUCUCUGUCGUUUCAAAAACUGAUCUAUGUUUUUAGGUAGGAUAACUUGAAUUUUGGGACCUCAUCUAUAAAUUGGGAUUCUAUUUUUAGUCAUAGGCCAAGUAUAAUUUAACUCAGUGGGAUUAAGAUUUUUAGGAGCAGAAGCUAAUAUAUAAAUGAAAUUUGGGACUUGAAACUUUAUCUUUUAGGAGGAAUAAGUAGAAACCAAAUGGUUACAUUGUGCUGCUAGAAAUAAUGUCACUCCCAACUAAAAGGGCUACACCUGUAGCCACUUGACACUAACACCAUCAGGAGGCAGUUAAUCAGGAGAAAAGUAAAUAUAAUAAAACUUUCAUCUUUUCUUCAGACACUACAGGGUAAUUAUGUUAUUCUCUAGCACUCAAUUAAGAAACUUGUAGGUUAGCAAAGUUUUGGUUUCUGUUCUAGCUCAGCCAGUAUCUUGUUCUUAAUAAUUACUUGUUUUUCUUUUCCUGCAGCGUAACCUCUCCUUUGCACUAUAACAGGGCUAACUGGAAAAAAGACUCUGACCAUAGCUCUAGUAUUCCAAAUAAAUUCAUAUCUAGAUUUUCAAACAAAGCCCCAAGAGGAAGUCUAAUUUUGAAAAGAUCUCACAAUUUUUUAGUGUUUUUUAAACUCUGACCAGGCUAUCUUCUCCCUUCCAACUUGGCCUCCCAUGCCUUCCAUUUCAUUUUGGCUGUUAUAAUUACAUCCAUUUGACUUUCAUUUGUUAUCUCCCUUUCAGGAUGAUGGAAUUCGUUACCCAUCCUGUGUUUGAGUGAGAUUCUUAGUUACAUGACUAGAAGUUGGAAUAUUAAAGGGUGCAAGGGUGGUGUACAGAGCAACUUUCCCAGAGCAGGAAAGCUGCAUUUCAGCUAUUGAAGUGACCUACUAUGACACUGUGCUCUUUUUUGCGGGCUUAAUGGCUCCUUUGCUAUUAAGUAGCAAAUUACAUUUAGAGUAUCUCCUUCCUUUUCAGAGAACAGAGUUAAUCAAGGCAAAUCAGCAAGUCCCCACAGUGCUACAAUUUAAAAUCAUGAUUACUACGUUAGAAGCCAUAUAUUUUGCAUACUUUAAAAUCUGCUAACUUGGACUGAUUGAAUUAUGUUGGCUUUUAGAAAUUAAAUUGUAUCUAUUUAUUAUAUUAUGUUGCAUGGGAGGUAUUUCAUAAGCGUUUUGGCUUUAAGCAAAACAGCUUCUAGUGACUAGAAAGAAUGAGUCUCCUUUUAAAAAGUAUUUUUGUUUUGGUUAUUUGUGUUUGUUUUUUGGAGGAGAGGGAGGAUCUACUGUAAUAGUAGAGAAGAAAAGUCCAUUUUAUGUUAUUUUUAGAAUCUAAAGAAAAUAUGCUUCCUAUGAAUUGUCUUUUACUUGCAUCCUUUUUUUCCCCUUCUUUGUUAAUAUAUUUGGUGUAUUACACAGGGCUUCUAUAUUUCAGACUGAAAGCUCUCUUCUACGGAGUAGUUAGUAGAGGAUGUUAUUUUGAGCUACUAGAGCUUUGGUCAAUAUUUCCUUCCUUAUACAUCACAGAGGGCACCAUUGAGAACUGUGUGCAUAGGACCUCAAAAUACAGAGUUAGCAGAACCUUGCAGUCAACUUCCUAAUGGCUAGUUUUUCCCCCAUAUUAAAAUUUUUGUUUUUUGAAUAAUGUCUUUUUUCUGACAUUUCUACCCUUUUUCAGUGAUCUGCAAAAUCGUUCUUUCCCCAAGAAAAGAGUUUAUUUUAUUUUUGCUGUGUUCCUUAUGCCUUUCCCACUGAUACUGAGAGUUUUGCUGAUAAAUUGAUAGAAAAAAAGUACCUCCUAGAAGGAAGCCCUCCCUGCCAUUUCCAGGUGCCAACUGCUAAGCAGAUGUACUGCAAAAAUGGUAACUGUAAUGUGCACACUGUUGGUUAUUUUUAAUAAGCCUCUUCCUACUAGAUCCUUUUAUUUUCCUUGUUCACCAUACAAUCAUGUACUCUUUAACAGAAGUUGCUUUUAAAAAAAUCUGGAACUAUCUUUAAAAAAACUUUAUUAAUAAUCAUGUAUUUUUACUGAUCACAUUUUGAAAUGCCUAAAGACUUUAUUGUUCUAAUUAUCCAGAUGUACCUUUGUAAAAUAGCUCUUUUAUGAAUUAGCUGAUAAGGCUGUAUGUUUCUGGAACAAAAUAUUGGUCAUCUAAAAACAUUCUGUUUUCUGGGGUCUGGGAAAAUAGAAAAUAAGAGUUCAAAUAUUAAAUAAGCUUAAAGGAA